GUCGGCCAGCUUUUUGCUUAUGUCUCUCGAUCAGCUGGACUUAGCGGUUUCGAUUGGUUGACAGAGGGCAUGCGUCUACUAUCAAAUGAGCAGUUGUCUUGGUCAAGAGAUUUCUUCUGCCCUGCGAUGAGUGACACUUGGGAAGUGCAGAAGAACAUGAUCUUGGAGGCCGAAGGUCUAGCGGUGUUGCUGCGCAGGGUGUUGGGCAGUCUUCGCGAGCCGACCGUGAAGAAUGGUAGUGCUGACGGAGGUUACAUCGAAGAGGAGGUUCUUGCUGGAGUGAAGCAAGCUUGUGCUGUUCUGGCGUUGGACCAGUCGGUUGCCAUGAGUGCAGUGGAUCUCCCGGAAGGUGUGACGCAGGACGCUGCUCUGGAUUACUUUGAGAAAAAUCUGACCGCUGAGCUGCUCCACAUCUUUAAUGAAUGUGGCGUUCCUGUCGGGUUGCAGUACAAGCUUGGUCAGCGUUUCAAGAACGUGAAGAAUCUUAUGCUGAUAGCAGGUCGGAUGUGA
Molecule: messenger RNA, 510 nt
Organism: Symbiodinium pilosum
Lineage: Eukaryota; Dinophyceae; Suessiales; Symbiodiniaceae
Source: the annotation of a GenBank genome assembly